AGUAUAGCCGACGUGAUGAAAGAUGCAACGGUGAUAUCUCGCUGGGGGUUGAACCUACUGAUCCGGCAGACGGACUCGAAGCCCCUAGUGCGCAUGACUGCCAAGGAGUUCAUGUUUGGAUACGAGUCGACCUUGGUAACUCUUGGUAAUAACCUCAUGCCAGCUUGGAUCAAGUUCGGCCGGCUCGGGCUCAUAGACAGGAUGUACGACUUUGAUGGGGACUUUGAAACCGUUUACACCGGCGAGAAAGAUGUGAGGUUGACAGGCUUAAUCGAAAAGUACAAGGGUUCGGAGAACCUACCUCAAUGGACGGGCAGGUGUGCCAACGUCAGGGAGUCGAGUGAUGGUGCCAAGUUUCAGGGUUUCAUCGAGCCAAACGACACGCUCAGAUUUUUCCGCAAGAGUCUAUGCCGUAGUGCGGACAUGGUGCGCACUGGUGAAAAAACCAUCAGAGGCUUGAACACGUACAGAUACAAGUUUAAGGAUAACGAGCUUGACAACGGCCACUUCAGGCCUGAAAACAAGUGCUUCUGCAGACAAGGGUACUGUUUACCCUAUGGCCUCAUCGACGUCACCGAUUGCUAUUACGGUUUUCCUAUUGCAUUGUCAUACCCACACUUUUAUCAGUCGGAUCCAAAACUUCUCACAGCAGUCGAAGGACUCAAGCCGAUCAAAGACCUGCACGAGUCCUACUUCUUCAUUCAGCCAAAGUCCGGUCUUCCGGUGGAUCUCGCCUUUCGCUUUCAAAUAAACAUUGCACUGCAGGACAUCAGCACCAUUGAGCACGUGGAGGGCUUUUCGAAUCUUGUGCUCCCCCUACUGUGGUUCGAAAUCGGGAUGCACGAGAUGCCGCUACUUCUACAUGCCCGGUUUCUCUUCUACCUGAACAUCCUGCCAUGCCUGCAGGACAUCAUCACGUACGGCUCCUUCUUGGCGGGUGUGGUCUGCCUGGUUUGGAGCAUCAUCAAAAUUCUGACCUACAAGCCAAAGGAUCUCGGAGUGUCGAACCAGCUGCUGGUCGAGGCCGAGUUGCAGCAGCGCAAGCACAUGAGCUACUUCAAUGAGAGGUGGCCAUCGGUCAAAGCCUCUAAAGACAUCGACGUAUAUUUCAACGCACUACUCACGACUAAGGAGGAGGAGCCCGAGGAGCCAACGAUCGACCCCGCGGCCCUGCAGGAGUUGGCCAACCUCAGGGAGGACAUCGUCUGAACGGAAUCCGCGGCAAAGUGGCUCACUGGAACCCUUUUUAUUUUGAAAACUAUUUUUAUACGGUAUCCGAUUGUUGCUUGGGCACUUAAGAUUUCACGUUUUCUACGUGGAGCUAGCUACUGUGCAGAGUAUAGGCUAGGGGUGCUUCUAUGGUACGAAGAGGAGAUAUGGAACGCGUAUGCUUAGAUAUCCGAUAUUUUACUAGUCUUUUCUCGUGGAUUCUCCAUGCAACACCUACUCGAGAACAAGCUACAUUAGUAACAACAAACUAGAUCAGUAGCUUUAAUACUUUUUUAAAUGAAGAGUUUCUUUCGAAGCAUAGGGUGCUAGAAUCUUUCGAGAGUAUAAUGAUAAUCUCUUGUAACAAAAAUAAGAAUAUCCAGAAUGGUGUAGAUGGUGUAUUAGUAUAAGCAACAAUGAGCAGUGUGUCAAAAAGUUUGCUUUACGAUGGAUCUUUUCAAUUAAAAGUAUAAUACUCAUAGUAAUGGGUGUAAUAAGACAAUGGAACAUUCAUGACUCGAUUUGUUGAUUUCACGUCUGAACCCACUCCAGACAUUCGAAAAAGAGUUUACUUUAACUUCUCUCAAUGUUAUUUUUAAUGUAUCUUAUGUUGUUCUGUGAUUACAUUGUAUUACCACUGUAUAACUUUGAGAGAAAAAUAGUAACAAAUAAUAAUACUUUCUGAAUGGACAUGCUAGUGCAAAUGUGUAUAGGGUGUAAAAGGCAUUUUUUACUUUUCUUUGAUCAAUAAAUGAUACCAGUUUCCGAAGAACAAAUUGAUGAUGGAACUGAUGUGUUACGCGUCGUUCAUUGUUAUGAUACAAUAUACAAUACUGUUAAGAAUAAGAAAAAGUAAGUUGGUAUCUUGUUGCAAAAGUAAUGUACAAAGAAACACAUUGACCUAAAACCUAUCAGCUUUACAGUGGCAAUCGAAGACAAGAAAAAGUAUGAACUACUACUGUCGUGUAAUUUUUGAUAAACAUUUUCAAGUGUUAGGUGAUACCGUUAAUAAUUUUUGUGAAAAUUGUACAAAAAUUUAUAGUACAGUCAAUAUCUAAAGUAUUCUAAAAUUGAACAAUAAUUUAUCUAGCAUGAAAGUAAUUCAGUGGCAAAAGUAAUUCGAUCAUGCAAAUCAAUUUUAAAUCGCUGCACAGAUGGAUAUGAUACUUGAGAUAAAAUUACAUCACCUAACAAUACGUUGUGCUAAUACUUGGUGGAUUUAAGAAGGAGAAACAAUUUCAUGUUUGUAACAUCAAUAGUAGUAUUGUACUUUUUCAUUCUUAUUUAUCAUCAUCAGGAUAUCAAUAUAUUUAAUUUUUAAUGUGAUUAAUGGCAAUAGAGUUGUAUAACAUAAUUUUACAUUCAUAAACGUAAAUCAAAGCUAGCUCUAUUCACGUAUCAAAAUAUAGAAAGCAAACGUAGUAUGUACAGUUUGCGAUCAUUACAAACAAAUUUGAUUUUUCGAUUUUUCAAACUAGAUGUCAAUAACGAAUCAUCUAUUAGUUUAUCUUUAAUGUCUUAAGUCAGUCCGUGCAUCUGGAUUGUUUUAAACUGUGUAAUGUCAACAUACUAUAUAUGUAAGAAACACAUGUAUCACACAAUCUUACGUAAAAAAAAAUUUUCUCCUACAUCAGCAGCGGAAACGGGAUGUAAAUAUGUAUAUAUGUAAUAAGUUUGACCAAUUAAUGUAAAAUCUAGAUAAUCUAAUUACGCUUAUAUUUAUGAAUGACAACAUAUUAAAGUAAGUUUUGUGUGAGUGGUUAAAAAGCUUAAUAGUCGAUAAUAAGAUUAGGCAAUACUAUACAUAUUGAAGUAUUUUUGAUAAAUAAAUUUUUUACGAUGUAAGUGUCAAAUUUCGAACUGAUCUUUAAAAAAUGAUAAAGUAAAUAACUUUGACUAUAAAUUGUGAAAAGUUUCUGAUAAAACGACUAUAUUUAUCGCCCUAAAACUUUUUGUAUUAUUAUACAAGACAGUUUCGAUAAAUGUUAUUUUAUUUUUUGAAUCAAUAUGGAUUUACGAUUUAGUUUUUUUGUACACACUGUAACUGUGAUCGUACGAUUAAUAUCAUAUCUAAUAAUUUAGCGGUAGUUCUUAUCAACGUUUUUUACACUGUUCUGCAAGAUAAAAUAACAAUAGAAUUUACAGUAAAAAUUUUUGGUACUAUAAUCUCACAUGUCUUGUAACUAAAUUAAAAAGUAAAAUAAAAUCGGUAAAUGUAGAA
This is a messenger RNA of Copidosoma floridanum, 3430 nucleotides long. RefSeq names its product scavenger receptor class B member 1-like. Lineage: Eukaryota; Metazoa; Arthropoda; Insecta; Hymenoptera; Encyrtidae. The record is from RefSeq and is a predicted model, not a curated record. Gene Ontology annotation, molecular function: scavenger receptor activity. Gene Ontology annotation, cellular component: cytoplasm; membrane.